Molecule: messenger RNA, 1260 nt
Organism: Aspergillus affinis
Lineage: Eukaryota; Fungi; Ascomycota; Eurotiomycetes; Eurotiales; Aspergillaceae
Product: Zn(2+) transporter YKE4
Exons: 4
Coding region: 1-1260 (419 amino acids)
Biological process (GO): zinc ion transmembrane transport; intracellular zinc ion homeostasis
Cellular component (GO): membrane
Molecular function (GO): zinc ion transmembrane transporter activity
Source: RefSeq, a predicted model, not a curated record
AUGAUGGCCUCGCGUCUUUUCGCUCCCUCGCGGAGAAUCGGCUUUGCGCUGGCUGCCGGAGUCUUGCUUUUCUCCGUUUUCGCCGUCGCUAAGGAUGUACUAGAUGUCGGGGAGCUCUCGGUCGGACAGAUCGAGGAUGAACUGCAGAACUGUCCCCUGGUGGAAUCACUCAACGAAUACAAACGCGCAAAUAGCCCCCAAACCGCCAGUCUGACAUCCAAGAUCUUCUCUGUCCUCUUCCCCGGCAGUCCCGCCGUCAAUGCCAUUCUAGCCACCGUCUAUAUCUCCGGGCCCCCGAACUUUCUCCUCGCACUAUGUCCUCCCAACAUCGACCCCUCCUCGCUGUCCGUCAUGGUCGCUUUCGCCGUGGGAGGUCUCCUAGGUGAUACUCUCUUCCAUUUACUGCCCGAGAUCUUCCUCGGCGAGGAUGCCCAGGACCAUGUCCGCUUCGUCAUGGUCGAACCCAACCGCAACCUGCUCCUCGGACUCGGCAUCAUGGUCGGAUUCUUCACCUUCGUCGCAAUGGACAAGACGCUGCGCAUCGCAACCGGCGGGGAGGGACACGAUCACUCCCACGGUCACGGACACGCCCACAUCCAUCCCGAGACGAGCACCAACGCUAUAACCAGCGGCGCUGACAAGGGCACGCAGGAUGUCAAGCAGCGCAACAAGAAGUCCAGCACGCAGCAAGAGAAGACAACCUCGACCAAAGACAACAACAAAGAAAUCAACCCCAGCGUCAAACUCGGCGGCUACCUCAACCUGAUCGCUGACUUCACGCACAACAUCACCGACGGCCUGGCCAUGUCCUCAUCCUUCUACGCCUCGCCCACCAUCGGCGCCACCACCACCGUCGCCGUCUUCUUCCACGAGAUCCCCCACGAAGUCGGCGACUUCGCUUUGCUCAUCCAGUCCGGUUUCUCGAAGCGGAAGGCCAUGGGCGCGCAGUUCGUCACGGCUGUCGGCGCCUUUCUGGGCACAUUUAUCGGCAUCGCGGUCCAGGAGCUGGGCGGCCACGGCAGUGGCGAUGCUGGUGCUGCGGAUUCCACGACCGCGGGCCUGCUCGGGACGAGCUUGACCUGGGGCGAUAUGCUGCUACCGUUCACGGCGGGGACGUUCUUGUAUGUGGGCACCGUGUCGGUCAUCCCGGAGUUGUUGGAGACCGGCAAGGACAAGAAGAAGGAGAUCAAGCAGACGAUCAUCCAGUUUUUGGCUGUCGCCGUGGGAGCGGGCAUCAUGCUUGGAAUCUCAUGGGAUUAA